UCGGUGUAAUAUCCAAGUUCACUGGCCGAGAUUUCAGCCGCUCCCUUCGUCUUUUAGGGAGAAAUGAGCGCGUUUAAACUAUCCAAUAUCUGGCAGGAGGACAUCGCAAUAAACUUGUCUAAACUAUUUUCUUCGAACAAGUCUGUGGAGGAUAACCCAACGAAAACUACUUCCGAAACAGUCAGUCUUAAGGACAAGCAAACUGCAGUGACCCCAAAAGAUGGAAAAAUAAAUGAACAGGCUUUCUCUGGGUCUGCAAAUAAGUUGGUUACAGACCUGGCAAAGGUUUUUCAGGGUUCUGUGGACAAAGAGAAGUCUUCAGCACAGGAGGAACCAACAGAUAGUGAAGCCAUUGGAUUAUUUCCAACCAUUGGUUUGAACCAACCUGAGGAAGGGCUUCGACAGAAAUUGGGAAGUUUUUUUAGUCGUACCUCAAAAUCCAAACCAAAACAAUCAUUAACUUCACCUCAAAGUGAGAGUGUCAGCAGCCUAGAUUUGAACACUGAAUAUCGCAAUGGAACUCCAGUCCCAAAGCAGAAUGAUGCUGCAGAAAAGGAGCCUCUUAGUAAGCAUAUUACAGCAGGCCUUGGCAGCAAUGCUGGGGAGAAUGGCAACAGAACAUUGAUGGUAACCUGUCUUGAGACUCCUUCCACAGAGCAGAUAUUUGACCAAUCAGGAUUAGUUGAGCAGAAUAAAUCUGAGGUUGUAAAUCAUAAAGGAAUCAAAAUUAAUUCAACCACUUCAGCACAAUACACGGGAAGUGGCCAAUCAGAAGAAAAAUUUAACAGUUCUGCUCAAACCCCAGAUCCUACAGCCCCUCAGAAAUUAAGACAGUUCAGCAGUAGUAUUCCAUUACAGAAGGAUGAUAAUUCAUCUGCUUAUCAGAGAAGCUUAACCAAGCCACAAACAGUAGUUGACAAAUGCAAAGAAAUUAAUAGCCAAGUUUUGGAAGAUGGAGUCAAUGGAAGAGAUAAUGUUGAGAAUGAGAACAAAAUGUCAGUUCCUCGGACUAUCACCUAUUCAACUUACUGUGGGGCAAGGAGGAUCAGAAGAAGGAGAACACAGAGGAAACCAUUCCAACCAUUAAAGCCCACAAUCUCUGAAGUAGAUGAAAGGAAUCUGACUUCAUUGGAUGAUCAAAAGGAAGAAGAAACUAAGCAAUGUGUCCUUUUGCCAGCUCCAGAAAUGACUGAGAUCCAGACACCAAUAGAAGAAAAAAUACCCUUAAUCAUGGCAAAUGAAUCAAUAGCAAUGAAUCAAUCAAAUCAUGGCAAAGGAAAUGAUGAAUUACAGCCCAGAAUCAGCAAACCUGAGUUGGCCAAAGAUGAAAAAUUAGAAAAUGAAGCACCAAUGCAGCAAAGCUCUUUUAGUGAAGUCAUCAGGGACAUGGAAUUAACUGAUCUACAUCAAGAGAUAACGAAAAUAAUAACUGACUACAACACAGUGACAAUAGGUACAAUAGAUAGCAUCAAGAAACAAGCAAUACAAUCCGAUACAUCUGUAUCAAACACAACCAGUAGACAAAAGCUGACUGGUGUCAAUCCUAAUGACAUAUCUGCACCCAGUGUACCUGUGGCUCCUGAAGACUUAUAUUCAAAAGGAAGCGGUGUGCCCAUGAUGGACACAAAAUAUUUAGCUCAGAAGAAUAGCCUGAUUGUAGAUCACAAUGAUCUGAGUCACAAGAAUGAAGACUUUAUUGACACAGAAACAGCUACUCAAACUGAUAGUUCACCCAAAACAACUGUUAUUGUGAACACCCAGCAAAAGGCAUACAUUCCAUCUGUUUCAAAGAGCAUCAAUACAAAAGAAAAUAAAUCCAAUGUACCAUGGGCACACAGUUUUACUGUAGAUGAAGUUGGAGCAUCAGCAACUCAAAAUUUCAAACCUGUCAAUUUGAAUACUCUUACGUCCUUGGAAAACCAAAAAGCUGAUAACACAGAUACACAAGGAAAAAAUAUUGCAUCUAAUUCAGCAGAAGAUGUGGCUCUGGGUCUUCCUCUAUCUAUUGUGUUUAACCAAGAUGACAUAGAAGAACAGAAAACAGGACCUGUGAGCAAAGGUGGAAAGCAAGCCCAAAUGGUGGACAUUUCAGACAAUGUUACAGCUGAUCCAACAAUAGUUGUCUCUUUAACAGAACCGGUGAAAACAAUCCACUUGAGCAAGAAUGUGGAUACACAAAAAGUAAUACGUAAUGAUAAAAACGAUGUUCAAUUGGAAAUUCCUAGUGGGACUCAAAUAAUUGAACACACAACAGUAUCAGAAACUGUCACAAUGUUUGAUGAUAAAAGAAGCAUUCCUGAUGUCUGUACCAAUGACAUGGCUGAAGAGCAAAAAGGCAAGGUUAACAUUACAAGAUUAUCCACUGGGAGCCUGACAAUAGAAACUGGGUAUGAAAUCGAGAAAUCACCAAAGAAGUAUAAUCAUGCUAUGCAAAGAAGUGCAGAAACUGCUUUAACACAUGUAAAUGAGGAAACACCAUCAGAGGUACCGAACAGACAAAUUAAUCAGAAUUCAACCGUGUUGACAACUAUUGAAAUGAUUAAUGAAGCAAGGACUGAAGAUACAGCUACAAGUACAAAUGAAUCAACAGCUAUAAAUGAGAAUGAUGAAGUUUCCAAGAUGCCUUGUAUUAUUGACUCUAAAAUUGCUCCAGUGACAGCCCCAAUUACAAUACAGUCAAAUGGGAUUAGCAAUUCUGAAGCUACCAUAACCACUGAACACCAAGAGAUUGCAGAUUCCAGCUAUCCACAGACUGAGAAAUCAUUGCACAUUCAAAACCCAGCCCAAAUGUACAAAACCUAUUCUGUAAAUGAGCAUGGUCACACUUCCGAAGUUUUACAGGGUACUCAAGUCCCUUUGCUUGAGCCAAAGCUUCCGAGCACAACCAGGCCAUCUUUACUGAGUGAAAGUAUAUUCUACAGAUUCUAUCAAGAAUCAAUGGAGUUAUUAGAUUCAGAUAUUAAUAUCAAUUCAACUUCAAAUAAUGAAACAGUAACUAUGCCAGUUGUUAAAGAAAAUCAGUUGAUUGAAGAAAUCCAUGACAACACAGAAGUAUCUAAUUUUGUAACAAUGCAGCAAGAUGCCAAUGAAUCAUCCAUUGAAACAAGCAGAAAGUGUAGCCCGUCAGAAAAUAGUCUGUGGUACAGAUGUUUUCAACAAAGUUCUGGCUUGUUGAACACAGAGAGUAAUAUACAGCCGAAUAUAAUCAGUGAAACAAAUUUCGAAAAUGCACAGAACAAUGAAAUGGUACAAUUGACAAAACCAAGUACUCGCAUAGCAAAUUUUGCUGAGGAAGUAAUUCAAGGUACCUUAGAGGGAGAUGUACUGAAUAAUUCUAGGAUGACCAGUUGUCACGAAAAAGAUGAGGAAAUGGCAAAGAAAAUUGCAAUCCAUGAUAAGGAUAACUCAAAUUCAACAAAUUCAGAUAAACCAGAAGACAAAGAAAUUCCUUUAAAAAUUAAAGAAAAUAGAGAAGGAAAUAUCAGUUUACAAUCAGGAGCAGAACAAAUGAAAGCAAUGUGUGCAAUUGAUGCAUCCCAGGCACUUCCAGCUGAAAGAGUACUAACUGCAGAUAGUGGUGACACUUUGGAAGGAAAGGCAAAAGAAGUAAAAGAGAAAUUAGUAUCUUCAGCUGUAGAAAUGAUACCACACACCCAACUAGCUAACGUAACAAACAAAAUAGGUAUUAUUAAUAGACAAAUGACUCCAGAUUUCAUACAAAAUACUGGGCUAAUGAAUAGUAUGAAAGAUAUUGACUUAAAUGAAUGCAUGAAUGAAUUAACAAUGAAUAAAAUGAUUGAAGAUGAACCCGAAGAAUUAAAGAAAAUUCUACAAAUUAAGGAUGAGAGACGAAAGGUGGUGGUAGACUCAGACCUAUCAGAGGAAUCUGAAAAUAGUUCUGCACAGAUCCCUGGAGAAGAGAGUAAAGACUCAUUUCUGUUCACACAUGAAAAUAUUUCUGAAUAUGUUCCUUCAAUCCACAGAGCUGAUGAGAAAAAUGCUUCAAUAAUGGUGGAACCACAUGAGAAAAGUAUCAGUACAGCAUCUUUAUUGCCAACCGACACUGACCUUACACUGGUAUGUUCUGUUAAAGAUAAUAUAAACCAGGUAGCAGGAACGGGCCACUUAAAUCUUACCCCAACAGGACAUGAAACUGGCAUCACAGAAUCCACAGUUAAAACAAUUGAAAUCAACAUAAACGAUUGUCAAGUAAAAGGACCAGAUCCUACAAAAGAAAAAGGGCAGGGAACUGAGCUCAGAAACACAGUGCAUGCUACAAAAGAUUGCCUGUCAAAAGCACAUUUGGAAAUAAUUAGAACAGACAAUGAAAACUCUGAACCCAUGGCCCAGGAACCUCCUAGAGCUGCCGCAGAGCAGUGUAAUGUUCCUGAUCGAAUACAGAGUGCUGGUAUAUUAAAAUCUGGAUCUGCCACUUCAAGCCAAUCAAAUGUUUCCCAGGAAAGUUCAACAUUUGAUUUUAAGGAAAUUGGAACAAAUUCAGAAGCAACUAAUUUUCAGCCAGAUUCUGUCCCUUCUAAAGUGAGCCAGUACAGUUUCUCAGCUGGCCAAGUAGACUCCAUGAAUCAAAACACAACAUUGAAAGAAGAUGGAAGUGACACACUUUCUGAAAGGCAGAGUAGCUUCAAAAAACCGGCAUCUGAUUCAAUUAAGCCACUGAAUGGAAUGCCGAAAAGAAAAAUACAGAAGAUUCAGCUUUCGCCUGAGGAGGCAUUUAAAAACAUUCAGGUAUCUGAUGCUGUACAACUGCCACCAUCAGACUCAGGAGCAGCUUGCAAAAGUGACAUGACCGUACCAUCAGAAACAAAACCUGUUGUAGAUUCAGAGUCUUUCACAGAGCCAGUAAUCCCAUAUACCCAACCAGGUAGCAUUGCAAGCAAAGAGAAUAUCAUUACUGCAGAAACAGGACAAGAUUUCACAGACAAUACAAGGCUAAUGGAUAAGGCUAAAGGUAUUGACUUAAAUGAGAGUACAAUUAAUUUCACAAUGAACAAUUCAAUUCACCAAGACGCUGAGAAAUUAAAGAAGACACUACAUGUUAAGGAUGAGAAACUAGAUGUGGUCGUGAACUCAGAGGUAUCAGAGGCAUCUGAAGGUGACUCUGUACAGAUCCCCAGAGGAGGAAAUAAAGACUCACCUCUGUUCACACAUGAAAAUAUUUCUGAAUAUGUUCCUUCAAUCCACAGAGCUGAUGAGAAAAAUGCUUCAGUAAUGGUGGAACCACAUGAGAAAAGUAUCAGUACAGCAUCUUUAUUGCCAACCAACACUGACCCUACACUGGUACGUUCUGUUAAAGAUAAUAUAAACCAGGUGGCAGGAAAGGGCCACUUAAAUCUUACCCCAACAGGACAUGAAACUGACAUCACAGAAUCCACAGUUAAAACAAUUGAAAUCAAUGUAAACGAUUGUCAAGUAAAAGAACCAGAUCCUACAAAGGAAACAGGGCGGGGAACUGAAAUCAGGAAUACAGUGGAUGCUGCAAAAGAUUUCUUGUCAAAAACACCUUUGGAAAUAAUUAGAACAGACAAUGAAAACUCUGAACCCAUGGCCCAGGAUCCUUCUGCAGGAAAGAUAGAUCAGUGUGAUAUUGCUGAUCCACUACAGAGCGUUGCUGCUGUAUUUAAAGCCAAAUCUGUCACCAAACAUGUAUCAAAUGGUGUUCAAGAACAUUUAAUGUCUGACUAUGAGAAAAGUAAAUCUGGUCAGUUAGCUAAUCCCAGUUAUUUCAUUAAUGCAAGUUUGAAAACUAUGGAGGAGGAUGAUUCAAGAAUUUCUGGUCUACAGACCACUGUGGAUGAUUUGUUUGCAGAUAUACGAAAUAAUCAAGUGACAAAAGGCAUAGAAUUAAUUGACUAUCAUCUUAAUAAUGAGAAAGAAAUGGACCCUGAAUUUUUAGAACAGGAAGCAUUGAUCCUAGACCAGUCAUUGGGCUGCAGCUUUAGGAGUCAGAAAUAUUUUCCUUUUGGUUUACCACCAAUAUAUGAAGAGCAGGAGUUAGAAAAUGAAGCAACAAUGGAUGUGUACAGUAUCGCCCAUUCACCAACUUCAAUAACGCAGCACAGUUCUAACCACCCAGUUACAUCUGUAGCUGAACCUACAGCAGUGUCUGUGCCCUUUGUGCAAACACAAGUAAUAGUUGAGGACGCUGAGGAAGAAGAACAAAAUCCAACCAGUCCUGCUCCUGCAGUAGAUGUGAGCACAAGCCUCUCCAAUGACAACUUGAACAAACCUACUGCAAUUUCUCAGGAGAUAAGUGGAAAACAAAACCUUUCUUCACAGUUACAAAGAGAUACAUGUGAAGUUGAUUCAAAAAUAUCCCACAAUCCUGGGUCUUCUGCAGGAGAUAGUGUAUUCUACAGAUAUUUUCAGUCAUCUAAGAAUUAUUUGCCAAACGCUAAAGAAGCAUCACUACCAAGUACUUCUAAAAUAUUGACUGAUUUGCAACAUAAACCAAUUGAAGGCUCCAAACUGUUGAAAUGUUCAUUAGAUUCAAAGGGUCUUGUUGGAAACAAAAGUUUGAAAAUCAACCCAAGACCAGGGAAGGUGGUUAUUUAUGAUCAAUUAAACUUUCAUGGAAAUAAGCGUGAAAUCUUCACUGAUGUGCCUGAUGCAACAAGCUGGAUUUUUUCUGAAGGAAUCUCAUUAAAUGUUGUCCGAGGAUGUUGGAUAUUGUAUGAAAAACCUGAAUUUCAAGGCCAGACAUAUGUACUGGAAGAGGGACACAGAGAGUUAGACGAACUCUGGGUUGACAAGAACUCGCAGAUGAAACCCACAACCAUAAAAAAUGUGAUUGGCUCCAUUAAAAGGAUUGUAAAGAAUCACUGCAUUCCAGAGAUUGCAAUCUUCCAAGAACCUCAGCAGAAUGAGAUUAAAAUGUACCUGCACAGUGAAGUCACCUGUUUAGAGGAAUUUGGAAUACCAUCCACGGUAUCUUCUAUUAUUGUCAAUUCAGGAAUUUGGCUUGCUUAUUAUAAGGAAAAUUUUGGUGGUCACUGUACUCUGCUAGAAGCUGAUAAUAGUUCAGCUCCACCAUCGACUGAACUAACAUUGAACAAUAUCAAGUCAUUACGGCCUCUGGAAAUGGGUGGACUGAAAGUGGAAAGGCCUAUGGCUCCUAAGGUUAUAAUAUUCGAAAAAACAUUCUUUAAUGGACACUCCAAGGAAAUUUGCAAAGAUACAUCAAAUUUGAAAAGUCUUUGGGAGGAUGUUCCUGACCUAAACAUUAAUGACAUUAAUGGAAUAGGUUCAGUAAAAGUACUUGGUGGAGUCUGGGUUUGUUAUGAAAAGGAAUGUUACAGUGGUCACCAGUACCUAUUGGAGGAAGGAGAGUAUGAGGAUUGGCAAGCAUGGGGUGGAUUUGACAGUACAGUACAAUCCAUGCAAUACAUUCAGGCAGAUUAUAUGAAGCCAGAAAUCACAUUAUUUGUGGAAGCAGAUUUAAAGGGUGACAAGACUGUUUUUGUUAAUCAUGACAUUCCAAACUUGGAAAUUGUUGGACAUGGAACUGUGACUCAAUCAAUUGAAGUGAAAAAUGGAGUAUGGGUGGUGUAUCAUGAAGAACAUUACUGUGGAAAGCAGUACAUUCUAGAAAAGGGAGUGUAUAGAAACUACACUGACUGGGGAGGAAAUGACGGCUCAAUCAUGUCAAUACGCCCAAUACAACUGGAACUUGUUGGAGGGAACGAAGUGCAGUUUCAGCUCCAAGCAUUCAACAGAGUUGACUUUCAGGGAGAAAGUGUUGAAUUUGUAACAGAAAUACCCAGUUUACCAAGUUCACAACUAAAUUCAUUUAAAGUUCUUCGAGGAUGCUGGGUCUUGUAUGAUGGAAAAGACUACAGUGGCCACCAGUAUGUGUUGGAGGAAGGACACUACCCAGACCUUGAUUCUUUGGGAUGUCUGUCAACCAAACCAAUUCAAUCUCUGAAGCCAAUCAGAUAUGAUUUUUCCAUGCCUUCUAUCAGCUUAUUUAGCCUUUGUUCAUUUGAAGGUCAAGAGCUGAUUCUUACAGAAGGCAUUAAUUGUUGGAAGGACAAAGGUUACUACCAAAUGCCAAAAUCAGUCAAAGUGAACAGUGGAAUAUGGAUAGUCUAUGAACAUGCCAACUUCAGAGGAAGACAGUUUCUCUUGGAAAGCACUGAAAUUACCAAUUGGAAUGAAUUCAGUGAAGGAAGGACAAUUGGUUCAAUUCGUCUGCUUGAACAGCCGAGAGUCUACUUCCAAAUCAAAAACAAAGCCACAGGAGGGUUUAUGACUGUUGUUGGAGAUGCUAAAGACCCAAAGGGAUCUAAAUUAUCUGUCUGUCCUUACAAUGGUAAAACUACACAGAUGUGGUUUUACUGUAAUGGGCUUAUUCAAUCCAAGGCUAACUAUACGUGCAUAGAUGCCAUUGGUAGUCAAGGAAAGGCUGGAACCAAAGUAAUUCUUUGGACAGAACAUAGCCGCACUCAUCAGAAAUGGAACAUUAAUAGAGAUGGAACAAUUUCUUCUUUUCUAGAUUUUAAUCUGCGACUAGAUAUUAAAGGUGGUGAUUCCUAUGAUAAGCACCACAUCAUCCUAAACUCACCAGAGGAACAAAAACAGACACAAUUCUGGGAUAUUGAAGUGAUGAGAUGAGAAAAACAACAAGAAAGGAAAAAUCUGAAAUAUCAAUUCCAGGCCAACCAACGAAAACUGAUAACAAUCAAGUCUAGCAGUUAGUAAUUAGAAUUUUAGGCAAUGAGACACAUAUGAAGCUCUGUUAUUCACUAUGUUGUGACUUGCUAUGUCUAUCUAGUGGGAGGUUUCAUAAUUGUUCCCACAAGGCUAGUGUAAUUUAGAAAUUCAUUACUUUCAAACACUUUAAAUAAAGCCAGUGUAACCAAAAUGCUGAAACAAAUGGAAUAAAAUUAAAAAUACUCAGCUCCA
Chiloscyllium plagiosum (whitespotted bambooshark) is the source of this 8922-nucleotide messenger RNA. RefSeq lists its product as uncharacterized. Lineage: Eukaryota; Metazoa; Chordata; Chondrichthyes; Orectolobiformes; Hemiscylliidae. Gene Ontology annotation, biological process: visual perception; lens development in camera-type eye. Gene Ontology annotation, molecular function: structural constituent of eye lens. The record is from RefSeq and is a predicted model, not a curated record.